Molecule: messenger RNA, 751 nt
Organism: Aspergillus japonicus CBS 114.51
Lineage: Eukaryota; Fungi; Ascomycota; Eurotiomycetes; Eurotiales; Aspergillaceae
Product: histone H2A.Z-specific chaperone CHZ1
Exons: 3
Coding region: 21-395 (124 amino acids)
Source: RefSeq, a predicted model, not a curated record
AGAACCGAGAACUUUUCACCAUGGGUGACAGCAACCAGGCCACUACUCCCGGCUUCGACCGCGCCGCCAACGCUCCCGAUGCCGCUGCUCUGGAUAAGGGUAAGGGUCGGGCUACCGAGCCUACCCACGACGAGAACCUAGAGGAGGAGGAUAGCGACGAGAGCGAGAACGAGGAGAUGGCUGAAGACGACAAUGAUGAAGACGGCGAUAACCUCGAGCCCAUAUCUGAGGAAAACAUUAUCUCGGGUGGCCGUCGUACUCGCGGCAAGAUCGUUGAUUAUCAGGCGGCAGCCGAGAAGCUCAAGGCCGAUAACAUGAUGGACGACGACGAGGAGGACGACGACGAGGAUUAUGAGGGUGGGGAAGACGACGAGGAUACCGUCAUGCGCGGCUGAAAUGCACGAUCUCUUAAUGACUCGGACAAGACUAUCAUACCACCAUUACCAUAGGGGCGGCGAGUGUGAACGGGCAAUUGGUUGACAGGCGCAGGCAGGAUUUGGGGGGUCUUCAUCGGAUUCGUUAACGUCGGGGUUUGUUUGGCUAUUUAAUCAAUGCUGGCUUUUUUUCCCGGCUUGGGAUAAAAGAUUAUUCUACAAAUGUUCCUGUGUCUGUCCGCGCAGAGAUCUUUGCUAUUAUGUGCAUGCACACAUCAUCGGGGCCAACAUGAGUUUACAGAUCUCGCCUCGCGAUUGUAUUAGCAUAAACUCCAGUUCGGUCAAUUAGUGAGAGGAUACUUGCAGUGAUUGCAGCA